AUGGCCGGGGUUACCCGUCACUUGAAGAAACAGCACAACCGGGAACUUGAAAGAUGUUCGAUAUGCUCGCGUUUCUUCUUGGCCCGCGGAGAUCGUUUCGCACACCCAAACGAUCCUACUGGCUGCCAACGCAGAGGGGCGCAGAGGGGAUGUGCCCAUCCGCAAUCACAGCCCAAUAGCCCACUCGGAGGAAGGCAAGCUGUCGAAGACGUUCAACGCUACAUUCAGUCAUCUCUAUCUCAGCACUCUCCGAAUUCUCAGGGCCGAAGCUUGUAUGAGAUCCGUGACUGGCUGACAGAUCGCUUGUCCGAGGAGAAGUACCAGUCUGUCAUUCCCGCUGGUCACGGAUACACAGCCAUACAGUCUCAGGGGUCUCACACUUGGCGGGAUACAAGCACGGCGGCUGAGGCAACAAGUAUGCAGCUGCUGCAUGAGCCAGAGCCACAGCUGGACCUCAAUUCUCUACAACUCGGACUGCAAAAUUCCGCCACGGGGUAUUCUCCAUUCCGUUACUCAGGAGCCAGCCAAGGACCAUCGCCUGAUCCCUCGCGUCAGGAUCCUCACUUGGACCAUUUAUACGGUCCGUUCCAGUUGAAUCAACAGGAAUUUCCCGUCCGCAUGCAAGCUGCCCCAGGGGACCCUCCCACUGGAAGUGACUCGAGGAAUGAUUGGGACAACAUCACUGAUCCCGAGCUCUAUUCUAUUGCUACAGGCCAGGACUCCUACAAAACCAAUUCCCCAAAUGGAUGGAUGCCACAGGAUAGAUUUCGGCCAUGA
Messenger RNA from Diplodia corticola, 777 nucleotides. RefSeq lists its product as uncharacterized. The record is from RefSeq and is a predicted model, not a curated record. The coding region runs from base 1 to 777 and encodes 258 amino acids. NCBI's taxonomy places the organism in Eukaryota, Fungi, Ascomycota, Dothideomycetes, Botryosphaeriales, Botryosphaeriaceae. The transcript is spliced from 2 exons.